AUGUUUUCAUUCUUUUCUGUUUCAAAUGCUCAUGGAAGCGCCCAAUUUUCUGCUUCUGGACAGCUCAGUUUUGAAUCUUCUAUGCAAGGGAAGCAUAGUGCUUCUGGUUCUGCAAGCCAACAGAGUUCUUUAGAACAAUCAAGCCAAGGCAAGGUUGACGUUGGCCAACAAAGUUCUUCAGGCCAGUCAGCCCAAAUGAGUGCCUCUGCUUCCGGCGGGAAAGAGGCCUCUGCUUCUGCUUCCAAAGAGGCCUCUGCAUCUGCUUCUGGCGAGAAAGAAGCCUCUGCUUCUUCUUCCGGCUCCAAAGAAGCCUCUGCAACUGGCUCUGCAUCCGCUUCCGGCGAGAAAGAAGCCUCUGCAUCCGCUUCGAAAGAAGCCUCUUUAUCUGCUUCCGGCUCUGUAUCUGGCUCUGUAUCUGCUUCCGGCAAGAAAGAAGCCUCUGCAUCAUCUUCGAAAGAAGCCUCUGCAUCUGCUUCCGGCUCUGUAUCCGCUUCGAAAGAAGCCUCUGUAUCCGCUUCGAAAGAAGGCUCUGCAUCCGCUUCCGGCUCUGUAUCUGCUUCGAAAGAAGCCUCUGCAUCCGCUUCCGGCUCUGUAUCCGCUUCGAAAGAAGCCUCUGCAUCCGCUUCGAAAGAAGCCUCUGCAUCUGCUUCCAGCGAGAAAGAAGCCUCUGCAUCCGCUUCUGGCUCUGCAUCAGCUUCAAAAGAAGCCUCUGCAUCCGCUUCGAAAGAAGUCUCUGCAUCCGGUUCUGGCUCUGUAUCCGCUUCGAAAGAAGCCUCUGCAUCAGCUUCCGGCUCUAAAGAAGACUCUGCAUCGAAAGAAGCCUCUGCAUCCGCUUCCGGCUCUGCAUCCGCUUCUGCAUCCGGUUCUGGCUCUGUAUCCGCUUCGAAAGAAGCCUCUGCAUCCGGUUCUGGCUCUGUAUCCGCUUCGAAAGAAGCCUCUGCAUCAGCUUCCGGCUCUAAAGAAGACUCUGCAUCGAAAGAAGCCUCUGCAUCCGCUUCCGGCUCGAAAGAAGCCUCUGCAUCCGCUUCGAAAGAAGCCUCUGCAUCCGGUUCUGGCUCUGUAUCCGCUUCGAAAGAAGCCUCUGCAUCUGCUUCCGGCUCUAAAGAAGACUCUGCAUCGAAAGAAGCCUCUGCAUCCGCUUCGAAAGAAGCCUCUGCAUCCGCUUCGAAAGAAGCCUCUGCAUCCGCUUCGAAAGAAGCCUCUGCAUCCGCUUCUAAAGAAGCCUCUGCAUCCGGCGAGGCAAGCCAGAGUACUACUUCUUCCAGCCAACAAAGUCAAGGUAGUGCUAAUGCUUCUAGCCAACAAACCCAGGAAAGCCAAAGCUCCGCUACUUUAAGUUCAAGUUCAAGUUCAAGUUUAAAUGUCAGCUUGAAAGGACAGUUCAAAAAACUUUAUGCGUUUGGAGACUCAUUUACUGAUACUGGGAAUGCUGCCACCAUACAAGGCGUCAAAUCCUUCGCUGGUAAACUGAUUAAGAAUUCUGCCUUGGCCAAGUCAGCUGGCCAGAGAAUGUGCAAUGGUCGAUUGCUUGUCGAUUUCCUUUGCGACGAUAUUGGUUUGCCUUCACUGCACGCAUAUAAGGAAGCUUCGGGUGACUUCUCCGCUGGUGUGAACUUUGCAGUAGCAGGAUCAACUUGUCUUACAGCAGACCUCUUUUCUACUAACAAAAUCACCCAUUCUUUCAUGUUCAAGAAGAAGCCUGAAAACACCUUGACUCAAAUUGAUUGGUUCAACAAGUUUAUUAUGGGUCAUGAUUGCAAGGGUAUGGAUGAGGCUCAAUGCAAGUCUCAUUUAUCAAAUUCCCUCUUCUGGGUUGGUGCUAUUGGCUUUAGUGAUUACGCACGUAUUUUUGGAUCUGCUAUCUCUGGUAAAUCAAUUGCAGAAGCAUCUACAGACCAUGUUGGCAAAAUUCUUAAGGCGGUACUGGAUAGAGGUGCAAGGUAUGCUAUUGUUCAAGGGCUUCCACCGGCAGGUUGCUGCCCAUUGCAAUUGCUCCUGAACCCACCAAAGGAACGUGACAGCAUGGGAUGUUCAUCAGGUUUGAACGCAUUGGUUCAAGCUCACAACGAGCUUCUCCAGAAGAAGUUGGGAGAAUUCCGUGCACAGUACAAAGAUGCAGUGGUCAUCUAUGCAGAUACAUGGAAGGCAUACAAAACAAUUUUGGUUAAUCACAAGAAGUACAAAUUCGAAGAGCCCUUCAAGGCAUGCUGUGGAGCUGGAGGAGGACCUCUCAACUGCAACUUGCAUUCUCUUUGUGGAUCAACUGGCAGCUCUACUUGCAAGAAUCCAGAUAACUACAUCAGCUGGGAUGGAAUUCACUUCACUGAAGCUAUGCACAAACGUCUAGCUGAGCUUUUAUUCCAAGAAGACUUCUGCUCUCCAACAUUUGAAGUUAUGAUUGAAAAGAAGGUAAAGGCUAGUGUGACAGUCAAGACUGCUGCUGCUGCUUAGGCUACUAUUCUCCAUAAUGAUCAGUUGAUUGAAUACCUGUUGCUUUAGCAACAAUGCAU
Molecule: messenger RNA, 2510 nt
Organism: Manihot esculenta (cassava)
Lineage: Eukaryota; Viridiplantae; Streptophyta; Magnoliopsida; Malpighiales; Euphorbiaceae
Product: pneumococcal serine-rich repeat protein
Exons: 2
Coding region: 1-2451 (816 amino acids)
Molecular function (GO): hydrolase activity, acting on ester bonds
Source: RefSeq, a predicted model, not a curated record